CCCGGCAGCUUUUGAUCUCUUCCAAGCUGCUGCAGUAGCAGCCCCAGGCUGAGAUGGCCGCAGCAAUAAUUUACUCCUGCUCUGGGUUCCUUGGACUCCGCUUCUCCCAGGUCCUCCUUGCCUUCUGGUACAUCUUUGUGGGCAGUGGCUCUGCCCUGACAGUGAUCCAGACUCCAAGCUUUGUCAGUGACUCGACUGAGGGGAAAAUUUCCUUCAGAUGCUCUGUGGAUGAUACAAGCUACAGGUUUUAUUUAUAUCACCAAUUGGCUGGGAAAACAGAAUUGAAAGUCAUCGGGUACCUCUCCACUGCUAGUAAAAUACUUGAAGAAAUUCCACCUGAAUUGACGAAUCGGCUGAAAGGAGACGGUUUCAAGUUUAAUAACCCAUCUAGGCGGGAAUUGCGUUUGGAAUUGUCAAAACUUCAGGCGAAUGACACAGGCUUGUAUCUGUGUGCUGCAGUACACAGUGAAAGAGAAAGAAACAGUGGCAGAUGCAAAACUGAAUAUCAGGAACAAAUCUGCCUUUUACACUUUUCUACUCAUAUCUCUCUUUUAACUGACAUCCCAUGGGUAACCCUGUCCUACAUCCUAGUGGUCUCAUAUUUAAAACAGCCUUUGGUCAAUUUAUGCCUUCCUGAUGCCCAGAACUGCCCAUUAUACACGAGACUUUUGAUCUAA
Ahaetulla prasina is the source of this 677-nucleotide messenger RNA. RefSeq lists its product as uncharacterized. The record is from RefSeq and is a predicted model, not a curated record. Bases 54 to 677 code for a protein of 207 amino acids. Gene Ontology annotation, biological process: cell surface receptor signaling pathway. NCBI's taxonomy places the organism in Eukaryota, Metazoa, Chordata, Lepidosauria, Squamata, Colubridae. The transcript has 2 exons. Gene Ontology annotation, cellular component: plasma membrane.